Molecule: messenger RNA, 2082 nt
Organism: Penicillium pulvis
Lineage: Eukaryota; Fungi; Ascomycota; Eurotiomycetes; Eurotiales; Aspergillaceae
Product: lysophospholipid acyltransferase family protein
Exons: 1
Coding region: 1-2082 (693 amino acids)
Biological process (GO): phospholipid biosynthetic process
Cellular component (GO): endoplasmic reticulum membrane
Molecular function (GO): glycerone-phosphate O-acyltransferase activity; glycerol-3-phosphate O-acyltransferase activity
Source: RefSeq, a predicted model, not a curated record
AUGGCGGGCCGAUCAGACGCGUCCCGCCGGAUGAUCCCGUGGCUGUAUGAUUUGGUCCUGUGGCUCUUCACCUGCGCGCUGGACCUCUUCUUUCGCGAGAUCUACCCUCGAGGAGCAUGGCGAAUCCCUGAAAGAGGACCGGUGCUGAUUGUCGCCGCCCCUCAUGCCAAUCAAUUUGUUGAUUCGGCGAUUUUGAUGCACCUGCUCAAGUCGCAGGCGAAGCGACGUGUCUCUUUCCUGAUUGCUCAGAAAUCCAUGAAUGAACCCUACAUUGGCACCCUGGCAUCAUGUAUGGGUGCACUCCCAGUCGUCCGGUCUAUGGACUUGACCAAGCCUGGAAAAGGCAGAGUCUAUCUACCCGACCUUGAGAAUGAUCCAACUCUAGUUAACGGUAUCGAUACCGAUUUCACUCAGUCGGAAUAUAUGACGGGCGGAUCGCUCACUGUCAAGGGUCCUGGUGGACCGCAGACUGCUUCUAUCGAAGAAAUCCUUAGUGCUACCUCUUUGCGUCUCAAGAAGCCAUUCGACGCUCCGCUUUCCGAGGACGGUCGCAAAGGAGCAACUUUCAAGAUCGCUCCCCACGUCGACCAAAGCCGUAUGUUCUCAGCUGUUUACAAAGAGCUCUCUAAUGGAGGCUGUAUUGGCAUCUUCCCCGAGGGAGGUAGCCACGAUCGCUCUAAUUUGUUGCCGCUGAAAGCCGGCGCCGCUUUGAUGUCCCUUGGAGCCCUGGCUCAGGAUCCAACUUGCGGGUUAUCCAUCGUUCCAUGUGGCAUGAACUAUUUCCAUGCGCACAAGUUCCGCUCCCGUGGUGUGAUUGAGUUCGGUCGACCCAUUCAUGUGCAUCCUGAUCAGGUUGAAGCCUUCAAGGCCGGCGGGACCAGCAAGCGUAAUGCUGUGGGCUCUCUUCUCGAAACUAUUUACGAGGGUCUAGAGUCUGUCACCCAAAUCAGCCCCGAUCAUGAAACUUUGAUUCUGGUUCAGUCCACCCGGAAGCUUUAUAAUCCCAUCAGCAAGAAAAUCCCUCUUCCUCUGGUGAUCGAGUUCAACCGCCGCCUAUUGAAGGGAUACACUCGACAUCGAGAUGAUCCUCAGAUCAAGAGUCUCCGGAAAGCUGUCACAGAAUACAACAGGCGCUUGGAGUCACUCGGAAUCAAGGACCACCAGGUAGAGUGGGGAAAUCUCGAGGAGAAGCCAUGGUGGCUCACGCUGAUCACCUUGUUCUAUCGCCUUUGCAAGCUAAUGGUUUUGAGUAUUGGCACUUUGCCAGGUGUUCUGCUUUUCUGGCCUGUCUUUGUCACAACAAAGGUGAUCUCGGAAAAGAAAAGACGACGGGCACUUGCUGCUUCGGUGGUCAAACUCCAAGGACACGAUGUCGUCAGCACUUGGAAAAUUUUGGUCGCUAUGGGACUUGCACCCACCCUUUACGCUUACUAUACCAUCAUUGUGACUGCGUGGCUCCGCUACAAUCGCUACGACGGUUACUACACCCAUUCAGUUCCCUGGUGGAUGGCGGCAAACACAUAUGUCCCUAACUUCGUUCCUCUUUGGGCAUUUGCCAUGAGCUUUUUCGUUUUCAUGAUAUUUGUCAGUUUCGCAGCUCUGCGAUUCGGCGAAGUUGGCAUGGACAUCAUCAAAUCCCUCCCGCCGCUUCUUGUGGCACUCAACCCACUUUCAUCCUCCUCUUUAGUCAAGUUGCAAGCCCAUCGUGAAAAGCUUUCUGAACGCGUCACUAAGACCAUCGACGAUCUCGGAUUUGGUAUCAUGCCGGACAUUGAUGCUGAAAUCCCGUCUGAUUCAUACAACCUUGAUGCUUAUCAAUCUCUGUUGAAGAGCAUGCCGCCAAGCGAACCUGAGAGUCGGGAGAGCAGUCGCAGCAGAUCCAGGGGGCCCGCAAAUGUCCCCCGCAUGAAGGCAUUGAGCACGGUCACUUCGGAAGGAGACUUGGAGGAAGUGGACCGGAAGAUCCAGACAAUCAAGAAGGGCAGAGGAAGACGUUCAAAUACGAUCACUGGGUACGAGACUGGCGAAUCGAUUUUGAAAUAUCAACCACCGGUCACAGAAGAGGAUAAGAAGAGGAGGUGA